This is a messenger RNA of Saccostrea echinata, 2043 nucleotides long. Its product is annotated as hemicentin-1-like. The transcript has 7 exons. NCBI's taxonomy places the organism in Eukaryota, Metazoa, Mollusca, Bivalvia, Ostreida, Ostreidae. The coding region runs from base 1033 to 1983 and encodes 316 amino acids. The record is from RefSeq and is a predicted model, not a curated record. Gene Ontology annotation, cellular component: neuron projection membrane. Gene Ontology annotation, biological process: synapse organization.
UUAAUCUCAUCUACAGUGAUCAGUGGCUCUAUAGAACUUCCGAGGCUUCCAAAUAACGGAAGAAAGGGGGGAAAAGUUAAUAAAUUACGCAGGUAUAUGUGAUUAUAUUUCAAUUGUCCGUGUUUGAUGUUAGGCCCCUUCGAGAUUUAGAUACUCGAUAUAACAGGUUUUCGUCAUGAGAAUACGAACUCCGUGAAGACGAUACUGUGCGAAGUUAUUGGUUGGUUCCAAGCACAUGCCUGCAAAGUUCUUUCAUUCGACGGGUUGGCUUCCAUUGCAACGUAACGGAAUAUAGAUGGAGUUUUUUUGUAUGGACUUUGGUUGUUUAGCUAAAUUGAAAUUGGUCUCAGUAUCAGUUUGAUUAUCAGAGGGAAUCAUUAGCUUAAUUACUGUGAACUGUGCAUUCUUUACGUUUGAUCCUGACGUCGUUGCAUAGGAUGAUCAAUGACACGCCAAGUCUCCAAUGCAGCAGGAGAUUUCAAUAUUGGAACAUACUAAAUUCAUUGAAAAUUGGAUUUUCAAUAGGCAGUACAUUUUAAUGUCAUCAGCUAUCUUCGCUAUGUUCUGUGAAAUGUGAGCCAAAAACUCAGUUGUGUUGGAACCACGCUCAGGGAAGGACAUAAAAAAUUAAAACACUGGUAGUCUGUUGAUUGAAACAUCAAACAUCUGAAAGCAGCCUGAUACCUAAAUUAGGCAGUGCCAAUCAAGGUUCGUUAAAUGGGAGCUUCCCAAGGAGAGACAAAUUAAGAUGAGAACAACCACAGAGACAGGAUGAUAAUUCCGAGUUUUUAUGUUCUAAGUUUUAGACCCCUGUGACAGAGUCUGUGUGAAACUUGAUUGAAUUACUAACUUAGCAGUGUUAGGGGACAAAAUACCAAUUUACAAAUCCUUAAUACAGUAUCGAUGUUCUAUAACUCCUCGAUCCACGAUAGAAAAUGUGAAUUCUUAGUAUUGUUGGAAGCAUUUGACUUCUAGGAAAAUGUUCUUUGGUUAAAAUAGAAAUAAACCAUUACCAAAGUGAACUUAUCAGAAAUGUCAAACAAAUACUUUAUGGAAAAAAUGGAUUUUCGUCGAUAUUUCCGAAAAUGUCUAACAUUUGUUUUGUGCACAAUUCAUUUCAAGGAUAUAGCCUGGUUUUCUCCUAUCUUUAUCCUGAUCUCCAUUCCAGGUAUGUCUCUGUGUCAGCAGCACCACUCCACAGAAUUCAUGGACAUACAGUUCAACUUUACCUACACAGCAGGCGACCUGGCGACGCUCUACUGUAGGGUCAAAGACCUAGGCACCAAAGUGGUGGUAUGGCGGCGGACCUCUCAGCCGAAUCCUAUUUCCGUUGGACUGGACAUCUAUGUACCAGACGAUAGAUAUCACGUGCAACAUAUUCCAUAUCGAGGCAGCUGGAAUCUGAUGAUUAAGAACGUGAAUAUCAAUGACGCAGGUGUGUACGAAUGCCAAAUAAGUGCCAAAGAAAGAGCGGGCUCUAGGCGACUCGUCCUCCUUAACGUCCUUGAAGCGCCAUCUACAACGACCCAGAAAACAUUUUCUCCGCCAGACAUAUACAUUACGACUAGCUCCAACUUUGUUGAAGUGGGUCGUACUAUAACGGUGAUAUGCAAUGCAACAGCCAUAGAUUUUCCGACGGGAGACAUAGACUGGUUUAUAGAAGGACAUAAAGUCAGAGAAAAUUCGCGCACCACUAUAACAAAGUAUUCCUCAUUUGUAGAAAAGGUGAUAAUUAGUAAACUGACAAUUACAAAUGCACAACUAGAGGACGCCGGAACUUACGUUUGUCGGACGUCCGAGUCCCAGAUCAGCAACACAAAAAUUCAUGUUUUAAGUGCAAGGUCUAUAAACUCCAAGCGAGGAACAGAUAGCGAAGACCGUUUUGCCAAGUCACAAAGAUCGUCUGCAUCAUCAUUGUUUACGUCACUUCCGGGACUUCUUUAUGUAUUACCCUGUGUUAUUAUUCACUAUUGUCGGACUUAGUUGUUAUCUGUUUUCAAUGAAUUAAUUUUCUAUGCAUUACAUUGUUACAUAAAUAUAUUU